GGAGAGGCCAUCGCAUAUCCUGAACACCCAAGGCUGGCCCUCCUUUCAUCAACUACCUCCAACAUGCAGUCUUUGCGGUCAACGCGCUUUUGCCGCUCUUCCCAACCGCUGUCCAAGAUUCCACGGCGAUGGAGCAAUUCUAUAUCUCAGCGCCCUGGAUCGGAUCGUGUCCGAUUUCCAGGCGCGAUUAAUAGCAAAUUUACCACCGACAUGACCUUCAUCAAUCCCACCGAAAUGUCCAAUAUCCCUACGUACCGAGUCAUGGACUCCGACGGAGUACUCGUCGACAAGUCGCGCAAGUCCAUCGAUGUGCCAAAGGAGGAAAUUUUGACAUGGUACAAGAACAUGUUGACAGUAAGUGUCAUGGACGUCAUCAUGUUCGAAGCGCAACGGCAGGGUCGACUGAGCUUCUAUAUGGUAUCUGCCGGUGAAGAAGGAAUCAGCGUUGGAUCCGCCGCAGCCUUAACCCCCGACGACGUAGUAUUCGCCCAGUACCGCGAAGCAGGCGUCUUCCAACAACGCGGCUUCACUCUGAAAGACUUUAUGAGCCAACUGUUUGCGAAUAGAUUUGAUAACAGUAAAGGCCGUAACAUGCCUGUUCAUUAUGGCUGCAACUAUCCCCGAACACACACAAUCUCCUCCCCCCUUGCAACCCAAAUCCCUCAAGCCUCCGGUGCUGCAUACGCUCUAAAGUUACAAUCACUACAGAACCCCGAUACCCCGGCGCGAAUUGUAGCCUGCUAUUUCGGCGAAGGAGCCGCCAGCGAAGGCGACUUCCACGCGGGCUUGAAUAUAGCCGCGACGCGGUCCUGUCCCGUGGUAUUCGUCUGCCGCAACAAUGGAUAUGCAAUUUCCACCCCUACACUAGAACAAUACAGGGGUGAUGGUAUCGCCAGCCGUGGUGUUGGCUACGGCAUUGACACCAUUCGGGUGGACGGUAACGACAUAUUCGCGGUCUACGAGGCAAUGCGUGAAGCUCGUCGUCUCGCCCUUCAAGAUGGAGGUAAACCUGUCCUCAUCGAAGCAAUGAGCUACCGUGUAUCGCAUCACAGCACCAGUGAUGAUAGCUUUGCGUAUCGGGCAAGGGUAGAAGUCGAGGACUGGAAACGUCGCGAUAACCCGAUUAUCCGGUUGCGGAAGUGGUUGGAAAAUGAGGGUCACUGGAGCGAGGAUCUAGAACGUGAAACGCGUGAUAAGAUCCGGAAAGAGGUGCUCAGGGAGUUUGGAGAGGCAGAGCGGGAGAAGAAGCCCCCGUUGAGGGAAGCAUUUGAGGGGGUCUACGACGAGUUGACGGAGGAGGCGGAGGCUCAAAUGAAGGAGUUGAAGAGGAUACUGGAGACAUAUCCUGAGGAAUAUGACUUGCAUCAGUUCCAAGAUGGAGUGAAUGGAUUAUGAUAGACCUGUGGUCCUGGUCGACGCUUCUUGUCAGCCCAAGUCAUGAGGAACCUACGUGGCAGGCCUUGUUUUAUGUUUAUAGCCGUAAAGCCCGAUCAGCAUAUAGAGGGAGAUUCAUUAGGCUUCUCCAUGAUACAAUUUGUGAAAUGAAUGCCUACUCACC
Molecule: messenger RNA, 1558 nt
Organism: Aspergillus neoniger CBS 115656
Lineage: Eukaryota; Fungi; Ascomycota; Eurotiomycetes; Eurotiales; Aspergillaceae
Product: thiamine pyrophosphate-dependent dehydrogenase E1 component subunit alpha
Exons: 5
Coding region: 64-1395 (443 amino acids)
Biological process (GO): branched-chain amino acid catabolic process
Molecular function (GO): oxidoreductase activity, acting on the aldehyde or oxo group of donors, disulfide as acceptor
Source: RefSeq, a predicted model, not a curated record